Messenger RNA from Serpula lacrymans var. lacrymans S7.9, 948 nucleotides. RefSeq lists its product as uncharacterized. The transcript has 3 exons. Bases 1 to 948 code for a protein of 315 amino acids. Gene Ontology annotation, molecular function: nucleic acid binding; zinc ion binding. NCBI's taxonomy places the organism in Eukaryota, Fungi, Basidiomycota, Agaricomycetes, Boletales, Serpulaceae. The record is from RefSeq and is a predicted model, not a curated record.
AUGUCGUUGCAAACCCCUGACGUCAAUGCUCUGUUGCACAAUAUGCAUGCACAGAUCCUGGCGUUGACCACGCAACUCGCUGAGCAGCAGGCAAAUCCCCCUGUGGCAACCCCCUCGGUUGAGAAAAAGUUCAACAAGAAAGUCGAAGUCGUCAAGGCAAAUUGGGAUGCAUUUGCCGACAAUUUUGAGGUAGCCACUGCGGUGCUAUCUCGACUAAAGGGACCUGUGGUGGGUCAAUACGCUCAAGUUAGAAUGCAGGAGUGCUACACUGUGGGAGUGUGGCCCACCUGGGACAAUCUCAAGGUAGAGAUCGAAAAAUACUUCAAACUGCAAGCUGAGCGUGAUUGGGCGCGUCAGCAAAUCCGUUCCUUCAAACAAGGCAACAUGAGGAUGAAUGAUUUCAUAACCCGGUUCCUGGCCCUCUCCAUCCAAGGGGGUCUUGGAAAUGAACAUGCAGUGGAGCUGCUGGAACGCAAUGUGAACCCCCACAUUGCAGAACAGCUUUACCUGCAGGAUAUGAGAAGUAGGGCCAUAGAGCUCUACAAGAUGCACCAAGGUGGCGGGUCCACCACCAAAAACAACUCUUCCCAGAGGCACCCUGGGUCAUCAAACCAAAAACAACAUCACUCUCACGGGUUCCAGCCAUUUGGGCUGCAACCAGGUCGGGGUGCUCCAAUGGAUAUUGGCGCGGUCCAGGGCGGACAAAAGCACAGAUUCACCUGCUUCAACUGUGGGCAGGAGGGGCAUAUGGCACAAGAUUGUAGAAAUGGAGCGCAGGCCACUGGUCAAAAAAAUAAUCAAGGGCGCCAGGCGCGCCAAUCAGAAUCCGAAAAACUGGACGAUCGGCUCAACUCUUUGGCCAGUUGUUCUUACGACGAAAUACGGGCCUUCUUCUAUGACCAACAAAUCAAUGAGAUGAAGGCUCAGGGAAAAGAGUUCGGAGCUUAG